Messenger RNA from Darwinula stevensoni, 2186 nucleotides. The record is from the annotation of a GenBank genome assembly. Lineage: Eukaryota; Metazoa; Arthropoda; Ostracoda; Podocopida; Darwinulidae.
AACGUCGUGAGGCUAUUGCUAAUGAGCAAAUGAUGCAGCGAUUAGCAUCAGAGCAAAUUGAUGUAGCUAUGCCUGGACGUGGGCAAGCACUGGGCUCAUUACACCCUGUGAUGAAAACAUGGGAGAGGGUUGAAAAAAUUUUUGCUUCUAUGGGCUUUCAAGUUGCAGAUGGCCCUGAAAUUGAAGACGAUUGGACAAAUUUUACCGCCUUAAAUAGUCCAGAAAAUCAUCCUGCACGCUCGAUGCAAGAUACAUUUUAUGUUGAGGAUGGUUUGCUGCUCAGAACCCAUACCAGCCCAAUGCAGGUACGUUAUGCUAGAGAUCAUGUUAAGCGUUAUGAAAAUCAAUUGGUGAUGCCAGAUAUUAAAAUUAUUGCACCAGGUAGAACCUAUCGUGUUGAUAGUGAUGCGACCCACUCACCGAUGUUUCAUCAAGUCGAAGGUUUGUGGAUCGGAAAGAACACAAAUUUUGCUGACCUCAAAGCUGUUUAUCAAGGGUUUUUAGAAGCAUUUUUUGAAACAACCGCAUUAAAAUUGCGCUUUAGACCCUCGUAUUUUCCUUUUACUGAACCAUCUGCAGAAAUUGACAUUGCCUUUGACAAAGGCAAUUUGGCGGGACGCUGGUUAGAAAUUUCAGGUGCGGGGCAAGUACAUCCAAUUGUGCUGAAAAAUUUUGGUCUUGAUCCAGAAACAUACAUCGGCUUUGCCUUUGGUUCUGGUUUGGAACGUUUGACGAUGUUGAAGUAUGUCAACGUUGGAGAAGCUACUCCCCUAUCUAUCGUGUGUGGAGCCCCCAAUGUCGCUCCCAAUAUGAAAGUGCCAUGCGCAAGAAUCGGUGCAGAAAUUCCUCUAGAUAGUGGUGAUGUACUUCACAUUAAGUUAGGCAAACUGCGCGGCGUUGAGAGUCACGGUAUGUUGUGCUCAGCCAAGGAGCUGGGGAUGAUACAAAUUCAAGAUGGUUUGUUGCAACUUGAUGAUGAUGCUCCAGUAGGUAUGGAUAUCCGUCAAUAUUUGCAACUUGAUGAUACUAUUCUUGAAAUCAAAUUAACUCCCAAUCGUGCCGACUGUUUAUCGGUGCGCGGUAUUGCUAGGGAAGUUUCAGCCCUGACAGGAUCGUCGCUGGUGGUGCACAAGACUCCUGCUGUUGCUGUGAGCUUGGAAAAACGCCUGCCAGUUCACAUCACAGAGCCCAAUUUGUGUGGUCGUUUUAGCGGUCGCAUCAUUGAGGGCGUUAAUGCCAAAGCAAAAACACCCAGCUGGAUGAUUCAGCGUCUGGAACGAGCAGGGCAGCGUUCAGUAUCUGCCUUGGUCGAUAUUUCCAAUUAUGUGAUGUUAGAAAUUGGCCAACCCAACCAUAUAUUUGAUUUGGAUAAACUUACUGGAGACUUGUGUGUUCGUUAUGCUAAAGCACAAGAAGAAGUUGUUUUAUUAAAUGGUAAAACGGUUAGUUUGCAAGAAGAUGUUGGCGUGAUUGCAGACCAAAUAGGGGUGCAGAGCUUAGCGGGUAUCAUGGGGGGAAUGCAUAGUUCAACCUCAGACCAAACUUGUAACGUGUACGUUGAAAGUGCGUUCUGGUGGCCAUCAUCCAUUCAAGGGCGCUGUAAAAGAUUGGGCUUGACAACCGAUGCUGCACAUCGCUUUGAGCGUGGUGUCGAUCCUCAAAAUACAGUCUAUGCACUUGAAUAUUUAUCACAACUCAUUAUAGAAAUUUGUGGUGGUAUAGCAAGUAUUAUUGAUGAUCAAAUCAUCAAUAUCCCGACGACCAAUCCCGUUAACAUGCGCUUAUCUCGAGCUCAAAAAAUCACUGGGAUUGACUUUACGGAAAAAGAUGUCUCAGAAAUUUUUGAUAAGUUAGGGUUUUCUUGGGAAAAAAAUGGCGAUGUUUUUAAAGUUACCGCACCGAGUUGUCGUUUUGAUAUUGAGCGAGAAGAGGAUUUGAUUGAGGAAGUCUUGCGGAUUUAUGGCUAUGAUAAUCUUCCUGUUCGCCCUCCCAUUGCACCACAGCAGUUUUUACCUGUACCCGACCAAGUUCGUAGCGUGCACGACCUACGGCACUUAUUAAUGACGAUCGGAUAUCAUGAAACAGUGCAUUACAGUUUUGUGCCAAAAAGUUGGGAGCAACAAUUUUCUGAAAAUACUAAGCCAAUCCAAUUGUUAAAUCCCAUUUCCGAAAACAUGGCUGUGAUG